UAUCAAUUAAAAGAAACGAAACGAAAUUGUAUAACCAGAAAACGGAUAUCUAAUUAGGGUUCUGAGGGUGAGAACCCUGGAUUGCUCGAAGUGUUGAGCUACGUUCCUCUCUGUGUCGUUAGGGUUUCGAGUGGUCGUGUUCUCUCUAGAAGCAGGUAUCUUCAAAAUCUUCGUUUUGACACAUCCACCUUAUUUGCCACUCCUUCUGCAUCGGGGCGCACUGGUGUUUUUGUGAUAUUUUGGGAAAUGGGUGAGACUGGAAAACGAUAUCAUUCACAGAGAGACCAUGAUGGGGACAGGAAAAAUCAAAAGAGACGUGUGAAUGACAGAGACGACAGGGGUAAUGAUGAAUUGAUUGUUUAUAGGAUACUCUGCCCUGAUGAAGUUAUUGGGAGUGUUAUCGGGAAGAAUGGGAAAGUGAUAAAUUCAAUUAGGCAAGAAACCAGAGCAAAAGUCAAGGUUGUGGAUCCGUUUCCUGGUGCCAAGGACCGGGUUAUAACGAUCUACUGCUAUGUUAAAGAGAAGGAAGAAGUUGAGAUUAACGAUGAGUUCACUGGUAAAGAACCAUUAUGUGCUGCUCAAGAUGCUCUUCUCAAGGUUCAUGUUGCCAUUGUCAAUUCCAUUACAACUCUUGGAGAUUCUGAGAAGAAACGGAAGGAUCGAGAUGAAUGUCAAAUUCUUGUUCCAUCAAGCCAGUCUGCAAAUAUCAUUGGUAAGGCAGGCACUACCAUUAAAAAGCUGAGAAGUAAAACACGAGCAAAUAUCAAGGUUACUGCCAAGGAUGCAGCAGAUCCAGCACACUCAUGUGCUAUGGAUUUUGACAAUUUUCUCUCGAUUACUGGUGAAUCAGAAGCAGUUAAAAGAGCACUAUUUGCAGUUUCCUCUAUUAUGUAUAAGUUUGGUCCGAAGGAGGACAUCUCUCUUGACACAACAGUACCAGAAGCCCCACCUAGCAUUCUUAUUCCCUCUGAUGUUCCUAUUUAUCCUCCUGGUGGACUAUAUCCACCUUCAGACCCUAUUGUCACACCUAGAGCAGUUCCUCCAAUUAUAGGUGCAACUAAUGUUCAAGAUCUGCAAGGUUAUGCUGAUGCUGGCAAUACUUGGCCUCUGUACUCUUCUGCCCUUCCAGUUGUUUCUGGCUCUGGUGCUUCCCAGUCUGAGGAGUUAAUUGUUAGAAUUCUGUGCCCUUCUGACAAGAUUGGUCGUGUCAUUGGGAAGGGAGGUAGUACAAUUAAAAGUAUGAGGCAGGCUAGCGGUGCUCAUAUUGAGGUUGAUGAUUCCAAGGCUAAUUAUGACGAGUGUUUAAUCAUUAUAACUACAACAGAGUCGCCAAGUGAUCUAAAGUCAAUGGCUGUUGAAGCUGUUCUACUGAUGCAAGGGAAAAUAAAUGAUGAAGAUGAUACCACUGUUUCAAUGCGGCUUCUAGUUCCAUCCAAGGUGAUAGGUUGUAUUAUUGGUAAAAGUGGCUCAAUCAUAAAUGAAAUUCGGAAGAGAACUAGGGCUGAUGUUCGAAUCUCGAAAGGUGAUAAGCCAAAAUGUGCUGAUGUGAAUGACGAACUUGUUGAGGUGGGUGGCUCAGUUGAUUGUGUAAGAGAUGCACUGAUCCAGAUUAUAUUAAGACUCAGAGAUGAUGUGUUGAGAGAAAGGGAUACUAGCCAUAAUCAUUCUAUAGGUAUAGGUGCCGAAUCCUUGUACUCAGGUAGUGCGGGUUUUUCAUUGCCAUCUGUGCUUCCUUCGGUCCCUCCUGUUGCUGCUCCAUUGGUUUAUGAUCAGAGGGCUGAAAGUGGAGCUGGCCUGGGCAUGCUUUCUUCAAGCAGCCUUUAUGGAUAUGGAUCUUUGUCGAUGGGAGAAAAUGGCUAUGGCUCUAUAUCCUCGUAUACCAACAAGCUAUAUGGAGGUUUACCUCCCCCAUCAACUCUGGAUAUGUUGAUUCCAGCCAAUGCUGUUGGUAAAGUGCUGGGUAAAGGAGGGGCAAAUAUAGCCAAUAUCAGGAAGAUUUCGGGAGCAACAGUUGAGAUAUCAGACUCCAAAUAUGGCCGUGGUGAUCGUAUUGCUCUUAUAUCUGGCACACCUGAACAAAAGCGUGCUGCUGAAAACUUGAUCCAGGCAUUUAUAAUGGCAACCUGAAUUAUUGAAGUUCGUUCUUGGGGUAUUGAAGGUGAAAAGUUUAUUUCUUGAAGUAUCUCCUUGUUCCUCUCCUUAGUUUCUGUUAGGUUGGUCCUGGAGAGACAAUGUUCUCUAGGGUUAUUCAGCUUGACUCCUGCUUCUCCCACAACAGUGGCUAACAAGUUCGUGCUUGAGGAUCCAUUGCUGGUUUUUGUAUGUAGGAAUUAUAGUUCCUUUCCUUUUGUUUCCUCUUGAUCUGCUCUCAUCUGGGUUUUAUCGUAGAAUCUAGGAUCAUUCUGUCCUUUCAUGAUGUUUGUCUUGGACUAGUGUGGAGUCAUCGCUAUCUCCAUAAAUUAUUCAGUGGAACCAUAAAGCGGUGUUUAUUAUGUUUCUGAUGGCUCACCAUCUUGUUCUCCUUUCUUGCUGAAAAUAUCUUCCCUAUAGAUGCAAAAUGAGAUGCUGAGUCUCUAGCUAUCUGUGCUUUCUUGUAUCCUUGGUUACCCAAGUAAUUUAUCCAGAAGGAGGGAAGUUGCCUCAUGAACUCAAAUGAUUUCGGAAAACCCUGGACCACUUUCUUUCCCCUAAUUCUAUUUCCGUAUCUUGUAAUUCUGUCAUGCAUGAGGACAUUUACAGCUAGAUAUAACCGUCUUGCAUCAUCUCAAACAUGAUUCAAUAUAAAUGUAUAGAAAUGCUAGGAGCCAAAUUUUUUGUGGUUUAAAAAAUCAUUAAGACAAGAUAAAUGCAAAGUAGGAAGAUAUGGCUUGUUCCUCCUUGUCAUAAAGAAACCAUAAGACAUCAAAGAGCAAUCAAAAGCAUCGUGAGCUUGAGAUGUUUGAAUUGUCUCCUGGAACUGUCUUGAUCCUACAGUCUUCACUGAAUGUGAAAGAUUUCUAGCAAUAUUCUUUUGCUUGUGUAGCACUAUUCAUACAUAUUAUCUGAAAAUCCUCUGGAUUUUAUUUCUACAUUUGUACAUUCUGUUCGUUUUUAAUCUGCCUUGUGAUGGACGCCACUCAAGAAAAUAUAUACUAAAGGUUGUCCCGAGUGAUACUUGAUCCCUGCACUGCCGGCAAAGUUUGCUCAUAUGGGGCUCAGUUUGUCAGUUGUGCCACAUCUGCUAGUUGCUGCCUGUCAGAUUUUAAUGUUGCAAACCAUCGUAUCCAAUAUGAUGCAGGGUUCUAUCGUUCAAUCUAAAUUCUACCAGGGGUGGCUGAUGAGUUUAUAUGCCUGAUAUUCUCUUUCUGACUUAUUUGUUUUCCUAUUUACCGCAUAUAAUAUUUUAGUAUUCCAAUUCAAUUUGAUUUUUUAGUUAAGGUGAUUUGGGUAAAAUUCUGCUAAAGAAUCCAACCCUAGUAAAAUUUAAAUUUGUGGACAAAGAUUGGGGUCUGUUAUGUCUAAAUAUAUAGUAUGCAACAAGAUUGGGUAAUA
Molecule: messenger RNA, 3531 nt
Organism: Vigna radiata var. radiata (mung bean)
Lineage: Eukaryota; Viridiplantae; Streptophyta; Magnoliopsida; Fabales; Fabaceae
Product: KH domain-containing protein At4g18375
Exons: 8
Coding region: 247-2127 (626 amino acids)
Biological process (GO): regulation of gene expression
Cellular component (GO): cytoplasm; nucleus
Molecular function (GO): mRNA binding
Source: RefSeq, a predicted model, not a curated record